Molecule: messenger RNA, 1365 nt
Organism: Mus caroli (Ryukyu mouse)
Lineage: Eukaryota; Metazoa; Chordata; Mammalia; Rodentia; Muridae
Gene: Tmem219
Product: transmembrane protein 219
Source: RefSeq, a predicted model, not a curated record
AACCUGGAUGGAGAAGACGUCUAAAGGACCCUUUGCCCCCUUGUUCAUGUGGAUGGAGAAUACCGCAACCCUUGACAGCAGCGCUUCGUUCGCGUAAAAGGAAACAAGCGCAGAGGCUGAAGAAACCGCUGGUGAAUACCCAUUCCCUUCUCUUUGUGAGCCUGUAGCCAUGGGAACUGCAGCCAAGUACACAAUAACAUCUCCAUGAACAAAUCCUCAGGGAACAAAGUUCAUUUUAAUACAGCUGGCCUCAACACAGAAGAAUCCGGGGGACUCCAGGCUUGGCAGCCUGGUGCUGCCUCCUGGCUUCAAGCUGCCUCUGGAGGAGGAGAAAGUGGAACUAUCACAGGGAUCCCAGGCUGGCUUCGAACUCCUGAUGCUCAGGCCUCCACCUCCUAAGUGCUGGGGUUACAGGACUGCAUCGACAGAAUGAGGAUGAGCCGGAGUUCCUGGCUCCGUGCCUUAUGUUGUUUCAGCAGGCACCCCACGGAGGCCCAGACCCCUCUGCUCCCCAUGGGCAGCUGCCAGGCAGGGCACAACUUGCAUCUCUGUCUGGCUCAUCACCCACCUUUGGUCUGUGCCACUUUGAUCCUGCUGCUCCUUGGCCUUUCUGGCCUGGGCCUUGGUGGCUUCCUCCUCACCCACACAACUGGCCUCCGUAGCCCUGACAUUCCCCAGGAUUGGGUUUCCUUCUUGAGAUCUUUUGGCCAGCUAAGUCUGUGCCCCAUGAAUGAGACAGUCACAGGGACGUGGCGAGGGCCUCACGUCGUCGGCUUACUGACCACUUUGAACUUCGGAGAUGAUCCAGACAGAAACAAAACCCAAACAUUCCAAGCCAAGAUCCAUGGUAGUCAGAUAGGAUUGACAGGGUCCUCUGCCGGAGAGUCUGUCCUUGUCACAGCCAGAGUGGCAUCAGGAAGAACUCCAGGGACCUGCCUAUAUUUUAGUGGUGUUUCAAAAGCCCUGCCCUCUAGCCAACCACCUAUAUCCUGCUCAGAGGAGGGAGUUGGAAAUGCUACCCUGAGCCCAGUGAUGGGUGAGGAGUGUGUCAGGGUCUGGAGCCACGAGCGCCUUGUGCUCACCAAGCUGCUUACUUCAGAGGAGCUGGCUCUGUGUGGCAGCAGACUGCUGGGCUUGGGCUUCUUCCUGGUUCUGCUCUGUGGUCUUCUCUGCUGUACCACUGCAGUCUGCUUCCAUCCGCGCCCAGAGUUCCACUGGUCUAGAACACGGCUUUGAGGGCGACAGACUGCGCCUCACUCUGCUGUCAGGUACAGAGCAAGUUCUUGGGGCCCACUUCUGAGUUUAGAAGACCUAUUACAAAAAGUGAAGAACUAGACUGUGGGAAAAUAAAUGGCUUUUGACUAC